Molecule: messenger RNA, 2016 nt
Organism: Ophidiomyces ophidiicola
Lineage: Eukaryota; Fungi; Ascomycota; Eurotiomycetes; Onygenales; Onygenaceae
Exons: 1
Coding region: 1-2016 (671 amino acids)
Source: RefSeq, a predicted model, not a curated record
AUGGCGGCGCCUGUUCCUAGCGUCAUAGACGACACGUCUCUAAAGAAAUCUACCGAAGAUGGCGGUCGUCUCAUUUCAGGCGAUUCUUCCUCUAAAGGCGUGCGUUUUUCUAACACUGUCGAUUCAUCUCACCCUCCGGAAGACCCCGCUCAGUUUUUCCUCAAUUUCGCCGCACAGCUAUCGACCUUCUCACAACAAUCUGGGAAGAGAGAGCGUUUGGUACGGAGACUUCGACAGCAAGAUACUUUGUUAGCGCGAGCGACUGAUCGUCAAUUUCAAUACCCUUCUUACCUAUCGAGGCGGAAACUGGCAAGAGAAGAGGAAAUGGACCAAUUGUCUAAAAUCGACGAGCAGCUUGAGCAGCAUAGAAAAAGCCAGAUAGCAUUUUCAAAAACCUUUGCUCGAAUGGUGGCAAAUAAUGAUAUGGUCAGCCAGGUGAGGCAGGACACAGAUACAUCAUUGGUCUUAGCACAGCGUGCCUUGAAAACCGCCGAAGCAGCCAUAGCACAGCAAAAGAAUAUCAACGAGGAGACAACAAUAAAGAAUAUUCGUUCUCAAUUACAAAGCCAAUUUGACAAAACGAAACAAUUGGCUCAGUCAUUAUCAGAGAACACUUCACGUCUCAAGGAGAUGUCAUCGCAAUAUGACUCACUCAAUACUCAAGUUGUCAAUAUAAGUAAGACUUCCGCCAAGAGCCCCAGUCGUGAUAUGCAAGAUAUGUCAAAAUGCCUUGAAGCGACUGAAGAAUCAUUCUCUACCCAAUGCCAGCUUCUUGAGGGCCGUAUCAGUGAGCUAGAAAACCGAAAGACGACACCCUCGUCAGAUCUUGACACCUUAAAAUCUGACAUUGAGAAUUUGUCCCGCCAGCUGGAAAAACUUCGCGAAAUCCAGGAACAGAAGGAUAAUGAAAUAGAUCGUGAAUUCCAGCGGGUAGAUACUGGGCGCGUGGAGAUCAGUGACAAACUCAGUGCAGAAUGCGCUCUUCUAAAGAAAGAGGUUGAGGCAAGGAUUUUGACCUUCGAAGAGAAAGAGACCCGGCAAAAUCUGAAUGCCGAAAUUGCCAAGAUUCACACCGCCAUCAAAUUCCAGUUUGAACGUUUAGGAGCCCAUGAUGUGGCUGUAACAUCUCUAGAAAGCCGUUAUAAUAAACUAUCAAGUGAGCCGAUUGUACGCCAAAUGGUGGCUUCUAUGCAAGAAAUGUAUCCUUAUGCAAGUACGGCUCAGAAAGAGAUUGGAGUACUUAAAGAGAACUUAAAGGAAUUAACCAAUAGGCUAAAUGCCAUCUCGGCCCAACUACAAGCUGCAGAUGCUUCUCAAGCCGCCCUAAAGAGAAUUCAGGAUAUCGAGAAAGCAGAACGGGCAACAAUGAUCAAAGAUAUGAAUUCGGAAAAAAAUCGAAUUAGCAAAUCUAUAGAGGAUGUAGUUGUCAGGCUGGGUGAGAUGGAAAAUAUCACAUCUGGGCACCUGGCGAAGGCUAUUUAUCAGUCCGAAGAAUCAUUAUCGAAAGCGAAAGCUCUGGAGGAGCGGUUAAACAUUGCGGACAAGCCAGAAUCCUUAGGUACGCUUUCUGAUACACAAUUUAACUUGACGGCCGUCACACCACCCACUCGCAAUGGAAGUGGAACAGUCCCUAUAAUAAAUGAUGAAAGUGAGAAGACGCGUCUAUCCGGAACGUCUUCGACAUCUUCACUAUCUUCCUCGAAGCGUUUAUUAGCACCCAACAUACCAAUCGAACCUAAAGGCCACCGCCAAGACUUCCGAAAUCCAUGGGAGCCUUCUGUCACCGGCCAGCCGAAUGUCCGGUCUCCGGAAGCAUAUACCAACAAUGAAGCACCACGCGCUGCGCCUUUUGGAAAUGCGCCCCUGAGCCAGAGGACAAGUUGGCCCAAUAGUGGUGAUUCACUACAGCAUCAAGCUUCAUAUCCGCGACUAGGGGGCGAUUCUUACAGGCCUUACUAUUCGCCGAGAAAGCGAAGACGCACAAAUGGGAUUUCUUCUUCAGAUGACGAUAGUUGA